AGCAACUUUGGCCUUAUGAUCGAGCUCAUUGAUCAAUACAACCAGGAGGGACUGCUGGCUGAGACAGUUGGUCACAUUUACGAUGAGGAUGUGGAGCCUUGAGCGACUGAGAAUGUUCGUAAUGUUUUUCAGUGUUACUGUGCUCACCUGUCACGAAAUAGCCUCGAAAAGAACUUACGGGCACCGCAAACAAAACGACACAAGCAACUGUCUUCAGAAUGUCAGCACAGGGAAACAUGACCUCAAACACAUGUACUGCCAAUGUCUAAGUCAGCUCAAAGAAGCAGAACAGAAUCUGACACAGUCCUUCGAAGAAUGGCGUUUGGAAGCUGAUGCCCUUCGAAACCAAACAUCACAGUGCCUCAUGAGCGUAGCAGCACUGCAGGGAGCUCUGAGGACAUGUGAGCUUGGAACUGGGCUGAUUGAUGGAGGGAAAUGAUAGAAAUAUUCCGACACUGAUAGUACCAGAUGGGAGAGAACUCCAGAAAAAAAAAGAUGACUAAACAAGGUGUCGUUAUACAGCUUUGUGUCCACAGAAUCUUUGCACAUUCAAUCACAGAUCUGUUUUAUAAUAAUAAAUAUUU
Molecule: messenger RNA, 584 nt
Organism: Biomphalaria glabrata
Lineage: Eukaryota; Metazoa; Mollusca; Gastropoda; Planorbidae
Exons: 3
Coding region: 83-439 (118 amino acids)
Source: RefSeq, a predicted model, not a curated record